UUGACCAUGCUGAGAGAGCGCCUUCUUCCUACUCCUUCCGAUUUCUAUCUUGGCUCCAUACUAGCGUACGAGAAAAAUCUCUGAAAUGUAAUUUCAUAUUUUCGCGACUCAAAGACGGAGUUUUAUGCGUGCACCGCCACAUAGAAGAAUUGUUGACCGUCACGCCAGUAAGGCUGCUUUAAAGGAUUGCAAACAUGUCUGCCGCCGAAGAAGCGGACAAAACGGCCAACGCGGAUGCUAGCGGUGGAGACGAAGAGGAGGAAUGGCUGUAUGGAGAUGAGACUGAGGGCAAAGAAGAGGACGAAGAAGCCAAGGCGACUGCUGAUGACAGUGCUCCUACUGAGGCCCCUGCUGAGGUCGCGACAGAGGAAGCUGCUGAACAUGCCACAGGAAAUGGUGUGGCUUCAGAGGAACAGGCUACUGAGGACGCGGCAGGCGAUGAUGCUGAAAGUGACAGCGACAGUGAUGAUGACGAUGACGACGUCCGCGUCACCAUUGGGGACAUUAAAACCGGGGCGCCACAAUAUUCACCAUAUGGUGCUCCACCUGUUAAUCUGAACAUUAAAACAACUGGCUCCAGAUCAUAUGGACAAGUUAGCACAAAACUGAAAGGAGUCGAUCUUGAUGCUCCCGGGAACAUUAAUGGUGUCUCUGUGCUGGAAGUCGAUUUGGAGGGGUUUGAAGAGAAGCCCUGGAGGAAACCAGGGGCGGAUUUGUCAGACUACUUUAACUAUGGCUUUAAUGAGGACACAUGGAAGGCUUACUGUGAGAAACAGAAACGAUUGCGCAUAGGCCUGGAAGUUUCAUCUGGAAGCUCGGUGACAAGCAAAAUUACCGUCCAGCAAGGCAGGACAGGCAACGACAAGGAGAUAUCCAGUCUUGCUGUUCACACUUCCAAAUCUGACUUUUCCUCUCCGGUCAACAUAUACAAGUCUUCUGGUGGUCAAGGCACCAGGAUCUCCCCCCCUCAAUGGACUGGCCCGCCUGUCCCGGAUAUGUCCUAUUAUACGAAAAGCAGCGGAACCAUAGAUGUAAUUGGUGGAGGGACAGCAACUAUCAGCAGGGUCGAAGGACGACGCCGGCACAACUUAGAUGGCAAUAACAUCCAGGUGAUAUCUGAGCACUCGACAUCAGAUGCCGAUUCAGCCCCCACGAAGAUGCCCACCUUCUUCCCUCCUGGACCCUUGCCUCCAAACAUCCCCCCUCCUCCUUUUCUCCCUCCGCCCCCCAACGUCAGCUCGGCACCCCCUCUCAUCCCACCGCCUCGAUUGCCCAUCACAGUUCCCCCUCCAGGGUUUCCGCCUCCACCCAGUGGUCCCCCACCUUCAAUCAUUCCCACCAUGGACGGCCAUGGUGGUUACGACGGACGCGCUAUCCCACCGUAUCCCUUCCCUCAAGGUGCAUACCCUCCCCCCAUGGCUGGAGGCGUGCCUACUUGGCCACCCCUAAUGGAUAACUCCAAACCGUGGGACUACUAUCCCCGUCGUGACGACAAAAGAGACAAGGACAGAGAGCGGCCCCGAGAGAGGACGCAUGAGCGGGAGCGAGACAGGGAGCGGGAGAGGGACCGAGAUCACAGCCCCCCAGGAAUCGCCUACGCCAGCGAUGAGGAGCGCUAUCGUUAUCGCGAGUACCAGGAACGCGGGUACGCAGACCGUCAUCGCGAGCGAGCCAGCCGCGAGAAGGAGGACCGACACCGGGAGAGGCGGCAUCGGGAGAAAGACGAGGGCCGCCACAAGUCAUCUCGCAGCAGCAGCAGCAGGAGGAGGCACGACAGUGAAGAGGCCGACAGCCACCGGCGGCACAAACACAAGAAGAGCAAGAGGAGCAAGGAGGGCAAAGAAGCCAGCGAAGACAUGGGCGGAGACCAAGAGAACCAGGAGGCCAUGGAAUGAGUGUCUCAUCCUCUUUAUUUCACCCUCUUUUUCCCCCUCUACCCUCCCUCUGUCUAUCUGUCCAAUCCUACUGAAGUCAAGAGGAAAUCAGAGGCAACAGUGAUGUCACGUCCCUCGACAUCAAUCUCCGUUCACCACUCAGUCUGCUCGCUCCUUCUUUACCAGAGGAGGUUGGAAAGGAGCAUCUUUUGCCCUCUCCACCACUGGAUGACCUCAUUGUCUCAGCCCCCUCCUUCCUCUUUGGCCCUGGUUUUCUUUCUCUUCUUUUGUUUGUCUUUGGUUCAUGUUGUGUAUGAAGACAGCCAUUAGAGCUAGAGUUUAUCAAUUUCAAUUAAAAACACAUUUUUUCAUAA
Corythoichthys intestinalis (scribbled pipefish) is the source of this 2248-nucleotide messenger RNA. RefSeq names its product FIP1 like 1b (S. cerevisiae) (gene fip1l1b). Lineage: Eukaryota; Metazoa; Chordata; Actinopteri; Syngnathiformes; Syngnathidae. Bases 195 to 1895 code for a protein of 566 amino acids. Gene Ontology annotation, cellular component: mRNA cleavage and polyadenylation specificity factor complex. The record is from RefSeq and is a predicted model, not a curated record. The transcript has 16 exons.